Selaginella moellendorffii is the source of this 2969-nucleotide messenger RNA. RefSeq names its product U-box domain-containing protein 13. The transcript is spliced from 6 exons. Bases 657 to 2564 code for a protein of 635 amino acids. Gene Ontology annotation, molecular function: ubiquitin-protein transferase activity; protein binding. Gene Ontology annotation, biological process: cell surface receptor signaling pathway; protein ubiquitination. NCBI's taxonomy places the organism in Eukaryota, Viridiplantae, Streptophyta, Lycopodiopsida, Selaginellales, Selaginellaceae. The record is from RefSeq and is a predicted model, not a curated record. Gene Ontology annotation, cellular component: cytoplasm; nucleus.
CAAGUCUUUGGGAAGAGAUGAUCGAAGGAUGGGGAUGUCACGCUUUCCUCCUCACCGGUUUUAAGUAAAGCUCUCUUCCAGCUCUUUCAAUCAAAGGCAAGUCUUUGGGAAGAGAUGAUCGGGGAACACAUGCCGGAUGGGGAUGUGUUUGGCAUCAUCUACUUCUAUUUUCUUCGGCUUCUGGUAAAAUCCGUUGCCAGUCUUUGCCCGCUUAAGUUCGCUGCUCUGGGAUGGCCUGGUCUCGUCUGGCCAAGUUGGCCGACAAACCAUGUGCUGUGCCAUGUGCCCACCAUUGCCAUGGCUGGCGAGCAGCAGGGGGAGAAGCAGUAGAAACAGGAACAAAAGAAUGGGAGGGAAAGAGAUGAGAAGGAGACGAGAAAGGAAGAAUAGGGAGGAGAACACGGGCAGUAUAGAAGUUUAGUAGUAUCCUAGGUGCGCUAGGGGGAAUAUCGACGAGCUGGAAUAGCAGCAGGCAGGACAAAAGGGAUGAAGUGGUCGAGGCUCAAAGCUCCGGGUAGGGAAUGCUGAAGGGAGCAAGCGGAUUGAAUUGGUUUCCGUUUAGGAUAGGGUGACAGCAGCAUCGUUUGUAGCUGGGAUAGGCAGGCAGCGGAGAGUGAAGCAAGAUCAAGCAACGAGCACGGGGAAGUGGUUUCACUAUGGCUGAAGUCAUUUUGCAGUUGCUCUUCCAGUCGCUGCUUGACAUCGUGAACGAUAUCAGCAUGUACAGGGAGUACAUAAAAUCGCACCGGAAGGAGUCCGUGAGCCUCGCCAGGAGAAUUAAGCUGCUAGGCCCCUUGUUUGAGGAAGUCAGGGAUCUCAAGGAGCCGCUGCCCGAGGGAGCGCUCGCGUCGUUCCAGGCGCUCAAGAGCGCGCUAGAGUUCUCCAAGCAGCUGCUGCUCCAGUGUCACAGCGGGAGCAAGCUCUAUCUGGUGCUAGAGGGAGAAGCCGUGUCCAGUGCGUUUUGCUCGGCGGUCGUCAAUCUCGGGCAGGCUCUGGACGAGCUUCCUUACAACUCCUUGUUCCUGUCGGACGAAGUUCACGAGCAGGUUGUGCUUGUGCAUUCGCAAUUGCGUCGAGCCAAAGGCAGACAAAGCUCUCUGGAUUCACAGCUUUCGGAAGAUGCAGUGACCGUCUUGGGCGGAAACCGAGACAGUUGCAAGCUGGCUCUGGAGAGACUGGCUGGGAAGUUGCGCCUGAGAACAAUGUCCGAAUUGCAACAGGAGUCACAGGCACUGCAAGCCAUGUUUGCUGGUACGAAGCGUGACGAGAACAUCGACAAGGUAUACGCGUUGCUGGGAAAACUACAGGAGCUUGCACUGUCCAAGAACCCGGAGGCAGCCAUGGUGGAGACACCCGAAGCUCCUGCGGAGAAGCCGGCUCCUCCGGCCAUUCCAGAGGACUUCCAGUGUCCAAUCUCACUGGAGCUGAUGAAGGAUCCAGUCAUCGUCGCCACGGGACAGACUUACGAGCGAGCAUCGAUCCAAAAGUGGCUAGAUGCCGGACACAAGACAUGCCCGAAGACGAGACAACCUCUCACGCAUCUGGUACUGACGCCAAACUACGUACUGCGGAGCCUCAUUGCUCACUGGUGCGAGACACACGGCCUGGAGCCACCGAAAGGAUACGGCAGCAGCAGGCCGAGCGGGAAGCUCAGCAGCAGCCAUGGGAUAGACGUACCGCAUGCAACGGACUUAGUGGUUGUAGAGGCCUUGGUCCAGCGCCUCGCAACCGGCCAGCUCGAGGAGAAGCGAGCAGCAGCGGGGGAGCUACGCUUGCUCGCAAAGAGAAGCAUAGAAAACAGGAUCAGCAUCGCCGAGGCCGGAGGGAUUCCACUCCUGGUGGAGCUGCUCUCGACGCAGGACAAGCGCACGCAAGAGCACGCGGUCACGGCACUGCUCAACCUGUCCAUCCACGACCAGAACAAGGGACUGAUCGUUCUAGCCGGGGCCAUCGAGCCGAUAGUGGAAGUUCUACGUGGUGGCAGCAUGGAGGCCAGGGAGAACGCGGCGGCGACGCUGUUUAGUCUCUCCGUGGCGGACGAGAACAAGGUGACGAUAGGAGCGUCGGGCGCGAUACCGACGCUGGUGGAUCUCUUCAACAGCGGGAGCUUGCGGGGGAAGAAGGACGCGGCCACCGCGCUCUUCAACUUGUCGAUAUACCAAGGCAACAAGGCGAGAGCUGUCCGGGCGGGGAUAGUUCCGGCGCUCAUGAGAGAGCUGCUGGACACUCGGGCCGGGAUGGUGGACGAGAGUUUGGCGAUCCUGGCCAUUUUGGUGACGCACCACGAGGGGAGGGUGGCGGUCGGGAAUGAGUCGCCGGUGCCCGUGCUGGUGGAGCUCAUCAGCUCCGGCUCGGCCAGGACGAAGGAGAAUGCUGCCGCGGUGCUGCUAGCGUUGUGCUCCAACGAUUCAGCUCACGUCGUGGCGGCGCACCAGCUCGGGGCGUAUCUCCCGCUGGCGGAGCUGGCGGUGAAUGGGACGAUGCGAGCGCGGCGAAAGGCCGGGAGUUUGCUCGAGCAUCUCUGCAAGCAAGAUGAAAUGGCCGAAGUGGACAACGUCUUGUAGCGAGUGCUCUCACGCAGCAGCGCAGCGGUGAAGAGAGGGAAGUUCUCGGUUUUUUUUUUCUUGGUUCUUCUCUUCUUUUUUCGCGUUGGGUGGUGUAAGUUCUUCCCUUGCUCCUCCGUUUUUCUUUUUUUUCUUCGUUCCCAAUUUUCUUCAGGAUUUGACGAUGCUGAAGCUUUAACCAUUCGAUCUGGUGGUUGCUGAGACAAUGGCGAGCCGAAAAAAAAAAAACAAAACAAGGCCAAUCGGACAACCAACCAGCCAACAAACAAAACAUUCUUUGGUUUUCUCUCUUUUUCUUUUUCCUCCAUUUUUUCUCGCUGAAAGCAGCGAGAGAUGUGUUGUGCUGUACAGCAAAAAAGGAAACUUGGCAUUGAAUAAAACUUCGCGCGAUGAUGGAAUAAACAA